This is a messenger RNA of Anguilla rostrata (American eel), 1244 nucleotides long. Its product is annotated as zinc-binding protein A33-like. The transcript is spliced from 2 exons. The record is from RefSeq and is a predicted model, not a curated record. The coding region runs from base 1 to 762 and encodes 253 amino acids. Gene Ontology annotation, cellular component: cytoplasm. Gene Ontology annotation, molecular function: protein binding; ubiquitin protein ligase activity. Gene Ontology annotation, biological process: protein ubiquitination. Lineage: Eukaryota; Metazoa; Chordata; Actinopteri; Anguilliformes; Anguillidae.
AUGUUGCUGCUGAUAAUCUUCUAUCAUAAUGAAGCCACGCCCACAGAACAAGUGACUCCUGAAUAUUAUUGCAGAGCCCAGUGCACACUGGUGGAUCCAGAGAAGGUCUCAGGAGCGUUGAUUGAUGUGGCCAAGCACCUGGGCAAUCUGAAGUACAGAGUGUGGGAGAAGAUGCUGGGGACUGUUCAAUACAUUUCCUUUGUGCAGAUCAGUGCUGACGUCUCAUUCUCUGUCCCUUCAGCUCCUGUGACUCUGGACCCAAACAUAGCACAUCCCAUCCUCUCACUGUCUGAGGAUCUGACCAGUGUGAGACGCAGUGAUGAGAGUCAGCAGGUUCCUGAUAAUCCAGAGAGAUUUGAUACGGGGCAGUGUGUGCUGGGCUCUGAGGGAUUCAGCUCAGGGAGACACUGCUGGGAUGUAGAAGUGGGGGAUGAGCACUGGGUGGUGGGUGUGGCUAAAGAGUCCAUCAGCAGGAAAGGGGAUGUGAAUCCGAGCCCAGCAGGAGGAGUGUGGGGUAUAUGGCAGCUCAGUGGGAAAUGCACAGCCCUGACCUCCCCACCUACAGCCCUCACUGUGCAGAGGAAACCCCAGAGGGUCAGAGUGCAGCUGGACUGGGACAGGGGGGAGGUGUCAUUUUCUGACCCCAGUAACAACACUCCUCUCUACACUUUUAAACACUCCUUCACUGGGAGAGUGUUUCCAUUCUUCUGGCCUGUUUAUAUGCGGAUCUGUCCUCUGAAGGUGUCUGUAAGAGUGAAAUAGUGCUGUGGUUUGUGUGCAAGGAUCAGGUGAACAGACUGCUUCUUUCACUUUGACAAGAUUAAUGAGUAUAUUUGCAGAUAAUAUCUUUUACAAUAUUUUAUUGAGUCAUUUACAAAACAUAGAUCCAUUUCUGCAGCAGUUCAUGUUGAAUGUAACUUUGAAAUCUCAUGAUGUUGCAGUAAAAAUCAGGUUAAAAGAACUGCAUUUCAUCACAUCUGAGCAGCAUUAUUUAAAAUAUUUGCCGGUCAAACAGCAUCAACAAAAGAUUAUUUUAUUUGAAACGUUCUGUAGUGUUUCCAUGAAAAGUGUCUAAUUUCUUUUCACAUAACUUCCUGAUGUUAUCACUGAGUAAUAACUGUGCUAUACGGUGGUAGUGUAAGUAUGUGGGUUAGUGUGGAAUCAGUUGAGGUGUAAUAAAUCCACCAGUGGAAUCACUCCAUAGUGCUGCUCUUUUUCUGACCCGUCACCAGUGUGUCUCCCAG